AUGGAAGGCUCCCCUGUCGAUGGAGAAGAGCUUCGCAAAAUCAAGAAUUGCUUCUUGCUUUGCGGACGCACUCAUAGUUUCUCACCAGCUAUUCAUAAAGUGACUAAGUACAAUCACACCAAACGCAAAGACGUUGUGCCAAAGAAUAAAAAACUUCUUCUGUGGCACGGCACGAAGAACGAAAAUGUCGAUUCAAUUCUAAAAAACGGCUUCAAAAUCCGGAACAACAACGGUUUGAUGUAUGGAAAUGCGAUUUAUUUGGCGAAUAUUCCAUCGAAAGCCGUUAGAUACUGCUCAACCGGAUAUUACGGAGAUCGAACGACUUCGAAGAUGCUUCUGUGCGAAGUUGACGUCAGCGAGCUCGUCGAAGUCACAAGAGCCGAUCACGGUGCUCAUGAAAAGUAUAAGAAAGUUGUGAAAGGCGUCGGAAUGUUCUCGCCAACUCAAACUGAAAUCAUUGAUAAUGUGCAUUGUUUCUGUGGGAAUAUCGAAGCACGCCCGAGAUUCGAUCUGGAUUACGAUGAAUAUGCCGUCUACGAUCCAGAUUUGAUCACGGUCAAAUAUGUUGUUGAAUUUUACCGUCAAUAA
Caenorhabditis bovis is the source of this 588-nucleotide messenger RNA. Lineage: Eukaryota; Metazoa; Nematoda; Chromadorea; Rhabditida; Rhabditidae. The record is from the annotation of a GenBank genome assembly.